Molecule: messenger RNA, 2895 nt
Organism: Cuscuta europaea
Lineage: Eukaryota; Viridiplantae; Streptophyta; Magnoliopsida; Solanales; Convolvulaceae
Source: the annotation of a GenBank genome assembly
UUGAGAGGACGAGCCAACGACUAUCUCAAUCACGCCAUAGGAAUAUACAUUUCCAUUUCCGGAUCUGAAGCUUGGAGCUGCAGUGUGACACCAAAAAGAGAAUCCGCGAGAUAGGGGAAUGGCGGCGUUUGUAAAGCUAGACGAUUCCCCAAUGUUCCAUAAGCAAGUGAGAUCUUUGGAACAUGCCACAGAUGAACUGAGAGACCGCUGUCAAAAGCUAUACAAGGGGUGUAAGAAAUACACUGAAACUCUUGGAGAAGCACACAAUGGGGACAAUAUCUUUGCAGACUCAUUGGAGGCAUUUGGUGGAGGCCAAGAUGAUCCCGUCAGUGUGUCAAUCGGAGGUCCAAUAAUGUCAAAAUUUGUUUCUGCAUUUCGAGAGAUUGGAACAUAUAAGGAUCUUCUUCGUUCUCAGGUGGAGCAUGUACUGGUUGAUCGACUGACUGAAUUUUUAUCUUUUGAUCUGCAAGAUGUGAAGGAAUCUCGUCGCAGAUUUGACAAGGCUAAUUCUGCUUAUGACCAGGCACGGGAAAAGUUUGCCUCUUUAAAGAAGAAUACACGUGAUGACAUUGUUACUGAACUCGAAGAAGACCUACACAACUCAAAGUCAGCUUUUGAAAGAAGCCGCUUUAAUUUAGUAAAUGCUCUCAUGAAUAUUGAGGCAAAAAAGAAGCACGAGUUCCUGGAAUCUUUUAGUGCGAUUAUGGAUGCUCAUUUAAGAUACUUUAAGUUGGGAUAUGAACUGUUGAGCCAAAUGGAGCCAUUCAUUCAUCAGGUUUUAACAUAUGCCCAACAAUCAAAGGAACAGACCAAUAUUGAACAAGACAGGCUUGCCAAAAGGAUUCAGGAGUUCAGGACACAGGCAGAGCUAGACCUUAUGCAGGCAUCUAGUAAUCUCAGUAGUUCAACAAGUACUUUCCACUCUAAUGGGGUUGGUAUGAGUUCUAAUAAAAAUAUAGAAGCAAUUAUGCAGUCCAGUGCGAAUGGUGAAGUCCAUAUAAUCAAGCAGGGAUAUAUUUUGAAAAGAUCCACCGGCUCAAGGGCUGAUUGGAAGAGGAGAUUUUUCGUUCUAGACAGUCUCGGCAACUUGUAUUAUUAUAGGCACAGUGGUCCCAAAAGAGCGGGAUCUCCGCCACCUGGUGUAGAGCACAACAAUAAGGUAUUUAGUAGAUUUAGAGCAAGAUAUCAAAAGUCAUCAUCUCUUGGAGAAGAAAGUUUGGGAUUUCACACUGUUGAUCUUCAUACUUCAAUAAUAAAAGUUGAUGCUGAAGAUACAGAUUUGCGCCUAUGCUUCAGAAUAAUUUCACCAUCAAAAACAUACACAUUGCAGGCUGAAAAUGAAGCUGAUAGGAUUGACUGGAUGAAUAAAAUAACUGGAGUUAUUGCUUCCCUCUUGAAUUCUCAUCUACAUCGGGUUGACUCCGGUAAAACUGAUGCCAAGAGUGGUAGUGUCAGUUAUGGUGCUUGUGUUAAUGAUAUAUCACUUGACAGCAUUGAAAGUUCACUGCCGAGUGUGAGUGUUGGUCAAGUUGACUCGGUCUCUAGAAUUCUUAGAGAAAUUUCUGGGAAUGACAAGUGUGCAGAGUGCGGGGCUUCUGAACCUGAUUGGGCUUCUCUUAAUCUAUGCAUUUUGAUGUGCAUAGAAUGCUCUGGCAUUCAUAGAAAUCUUGGUGUUCAUAUCUCUAAGUACAACCUGCAGGUAAGGUCAAUAAGUUUAGAUGUCAGAGUUUGGGAACCUACUUUAAUGGACCUGUUUCAAACUUUGGGUAAUUCAUACUGUAACUCUGUCUGGGAGGGGAUGCUUGCACUUUCAAACGAUGGGUGGAAUAGUACGUACAUGAUGCUUGAAUCUUGCUUGAAGCGACCCCAACAGAACUUGAGUUUUUAUCAAGAGUGUGAAGAAGGCUCCAUCUCAAAUGAAGAUAACGGACCUCAAACAACAAAUGAAAAGGGAUCAUGGACAAAAAGUAUUCUUUCUGUUUCAAAACCGAACUCCACAGAUGCUUUUCACAAAAAGGAGAAGUUCAUCAUGGCAAAGUAUGUUGAAAAGCUGUUUAUCAACAAAGAAGCUCUAGCAUAUAACAAGAAUGAUGCCAUCAAUAGCAUCUGGGAUGCUGUAAAAGCAAACCGUUCCAAGGAAGUAUAUCGAAUCAUUGUGACAUCAGAUGUAAAUGUAAUAAACACCACUUAUGAUGAAGUGGUUGGUGCGACGCUGUUUCAUGAUUUUUCAGAGCUUGAAUUUCAAGAUUCUGAAAAGAAACAAUGUGAUCCAGCAGCCUGUGAGAAUAUCAAGCUGUGUCUUCAAGGCUGUUCAUUAUUGCAUCAAGCAUGCCACUCUGAUAAUCCUGUAAUUGUUGAACUGCUGCUCCAAUUCGGUGCGGAUAUAAACAGGCGCGACUUGCAUGGAAGAACUGCUCUGCACCAUUGCAUCUCAUCGGGGAAUAACCAAUUGGCAAAAUUUUUGCUUAGAAGAGGCGCUCGUUCAUCAAUUAGGGAUGCUGGGGGGUUCAGUAUUCUUGAAAGGACCAUGGAAAUGGGAGCAAUCACGGAUGAAGAACUAUUUGUCUUGAUGGCUGAGAGUGAGUAAAAAAUGGUGAAGAUGGAAGCUUGGUAAACUCUUCCCCAUAUGUUCUUCCGUUCCUAUUGUCUGCAAUAACCAUAUCCUACAUUCUUCAUGGUUGGUUGCAUUUCGAAACCUAAUUUUCCAAGUACCCUGUUCUCUAAAGCAAUUUGGUAACAGGAAUAGAAAACUAUUUUAAAGACAGCUUGAGGUGAGAUCGUAUCUAAAGAUGCACAGUUCAUUUUUAUUUUUGUCAUUAUUGUGAUGUACUGUUAUUAUUGUUAUAUACUUUGGACGUUGUUCAAUGUUGUAAACAUUAUAAUACACACACACGG